Lolium rigidum is the source of this 2129-nucleotide messenger RNA. RefSeq names its product probable methyltransferase PMT15. NCBI's taxonomy places the organism in Eukaryota, Viridiplantae, Streptophyta, Magnoliopsida, Poales, Poaceae. The transcript has 6 exons. Bases 1 to 1929 code for a protein of 642 amino acids. Gene Ontology annotation, cellular component: endosome; cytoplasm; trans-Golgi network. Gene Ontology annotation, molecular function: methyltransferase activity. The record is from RefSeq and is a predicted model, not a curated record.
AUGGGGGUCCGCUCGGCCACCAAGCUGCACAUAUCCCCGGCCCACUCCGCCGCCCGGCGCUCCCUCUUCCUGCCCCUCGCCGCCGUCGCCCUCCUCUGCUCCGCCUCCUACCUCCUGGGCGCCUGGCAACACGGCGGCGGCCUCCCCUUCUCCGCCCCCAGCCCCCGCUCCGUCUCCAUCGCCACCGACAUCACCUGCACCACCACCCUCACCCCCUCCACCCCGUCCCUCGACUUCUCCGCGCACCACGCGGCGGCGGCCGACCCCGCCGCGUCCAAGGCCGCCUCGUCCGCGUCCUCCGCCGCGCCGCGGAGGUACCCGGCCUGCCCCGUCGAGUACUCCGAGUACACGCCGUGCGAGGACGUGAAGCGGUCCCUGCGGUACCCGCGGGACCGGCUGGUGUACCGGGAGCGCCACUGCCCCUCGCCGCGCGAGCGGCUGCGCUGCCUCGUGCCCGCGCCCGCCGGGUACCGCAACCCGUUCCCGUGGCCCGCCAGCCGCGACGUCGCCUGGUUCGCCAACGUGCCGCACAAGGAGCUCACCGUCGAGAAGGCGGUGCAGAACUGGAUCCGCGUCGACGGGGACAAGCUCCGCUUCCCCGGCGGCGGGACCAUGUUCCCCCACGGCGCCGACGCAUACAUCGACGACAUUGGCAAGCUCAUCCCGCUCCACGACGGCUCCAUCCGCACCGCGCUCGACACCGGCUGCGGGGUGGCGAGCUGGGGCGCGUACCUGCUGUCCCGCGACAUCCUGGCCAUGUCAUUCGCGCCGCGGGACUCGCACGAGGCGCAGGUGCAGUUCGCGCUGGAGCGCGGCGUGCCCGCCAUGAUCGGUGUCCUCGCGUCCAACCGGCUGACCUACCCGGCGCGCGCCUUCGACAUGGCGCACUGCUCCCGCUGCCUCAUCCCCUGGCACCUCUACGAUGGGCUGUACCUGAUGGAGGUCGAUCGCGUCCUGCGCCCCGGAGGGUACUGGAUCCUCUCCGGGCCGCCGAUCAACUGGAAGAAGUACUGGAAAGGGUGGGAGAGAAGCAAGGAGGACCUCAACGCCGAGCAGGAGGCCAUCGAGGCCGUCGCCCGGAGCCUCUGCUGGACCAAGAUCAAGGAGGCCGGCGACAUUGCCGUCUGGCAGAAACCUGCCAACCACGUCGGCUGCAAGGCCUCCCGGAAGAAGGCCGCCGCCAAGUCUCCGCCUUUCUGCUCCCGUAAAAAUGCCGACGCAGCAUGGUACGACAAGAUGGAGGCCUGCGUGACGCCGCUCCCGGACGUCUCCGGCGCGAGCGAGGUCACCGACGGCGCGGUGCAGAAGUGGCCGCAGAGGCUCACCGCCGUGCCGCCCAGGAUCUCCGCGGGAAGCCUCAAGGGCGUCACAGCCAAGGCGUUCCUGCAGGACACCGAGCUGUGGAAGAAGCGGGUUCGCCACUACAGGGCGGUGAUCAACCAGUUCGAGCAGAAAGGACGGUACCGUAACGUGCUCGACAUGAACGCGCGCCUCGGCGGCUUCGCGGCAGCGCUGGCGAUGGCGAAUUACCCUCUGUGGGUCAUGAACAUGGCCCCGACGGUGGGGAACUCCAGCGCAGCGCUUGGCGUGAUCUACGAGCGCGGCCUCAUCGGAAGCUACCAGGACUGGUGCGAGGGCACCUCCACUUACCCGCGGACCUACGAUCUCAUCCACGCCGACUCCGUCUUCACGCUGUACAAGAACAGGUGUGAGAUGGACAUCAUCCUCUUGGAGAUGGACAGGAUCCUGAGGCCCGAGGGCACGGUGAUCAUCAGAGACGAUGUGGACAUGCUCGUCAAGAUCAAGAGCGUUGCCGACGGGAUGAGGUGGGACAGCCAAAUCGUCGACCACGAAGACGGCCCGCUUGUCAGGGAGAAGGUCCUCCUGGUUGCGAAGACAUAUUGGACUGCCAAGGACCGAGAUCAAUAGCACUAGUAGAAUAUAUAGUAUUUCUACAUGCUCAUAACUGAUAAGAACAUUGUUGCGCAGAUGAUCUCACAAUUGGGUCGGCAUUUCUAGCUUCAUGUACUAUUUCUGAAUGCUCUUUCUUUUCAUAUAGGAAAUCCGUCUCUAGUAAGUUGUAAAACAGGACAUGAUUUGUCUGGAUAGAUUGUCACUUGAUGGCCAAA